AUGGACAACGAUGAUAACACCAUCACCAACCACGACGAUGCUGAUACCAACAACAAUGCUGAUACCAACACCGCCACUAACCAGCAACAGCAACACGCUGAUACUGAAGUCGACCCCGAACACGACCUCCGUCUCGCAGAGCAACUCAUAGCCCAGCACGCAAACCCAGACCACCCCUCCAAUGUCCAGCCCGACAUCACCUCAAUGCUCCACGAGGCCGCCGCCGCCGCCGGCAUCUCCCUCGACAGUCUCGCGGCUGAAGUGCCCGGCUUCUUUGGUCACGAUCUCGAUAAUAGUCAGGCUGUCGAGCAAUCAGUCUUGCAGACUCAACCCGACCAGCAGCAGACUGAUACCCACCCUGCUGCUCCUGAUCAGCCCCCGCAUGACGCAAACGUUGAUAACCAGCUGCCUCACCUCGACUUUGCUCAUGACCUACACUUCACUCAGACCGAUCCAUCUUCCUUCGAUCCGCAGCACGAGCAGCAUCAGCAGCAGCAAGAUCAAGAUGAGCAACAGCAUUUCGAAGUAUCCGAGCACUUCGACGCCUCUGUUACCUUCGACCACGCGCCCGACGACACUACCCUCGAUGCUUCUCACUUUGAUCUGCCUGACUCCAAUGAGCAGCAGCAGCAGGAGCAACAGGAGCAACAGCAGCAAGAACCUCAGCCCGAGGAAGAGCAAAUCGAGCUCUCCGAAGCCCUUCAAGCACAAGUCGCCGCCCUGGCCCUCGAGCUGCAGCAGAGCGGUCUUGAGAAUCUGUCGCCCGAGGAACUGCAGCAGCAUGUCAUGGAGAGACUUCUCGCCGGUGACUUUGGCCUCGCGCAGGAAUCUGAGCAGCAGCCUGAUGAAGUCCCCGCCGAGCAACCCGAGCAGGCACAACCGCGGCCAUCAGAUACUCCAGCUGUUGAAGUGCAAGAGCAACCUGCCGAGCAAGAUGCUGCACAGCAAGAUGCCGCCCCGGAGCACGCGCACGCUGAUAUGGAACUUCCGCAUGAUCAGCAGCUCGUCAACGCCCUAGCCGACCACGAUCGAUCCAUAGCCAUCGACCCCGCAUUCCAAACCGUCGAGCACCAACCUUCCGAGCCCGCUCCUGCCGACUCUCAACCCAUCGACGCCAGCCAGCAAGACGGCGAGCAGCCUCAAGAUGCCGUGGUCGCCGCCGACGGCGAAACCGGGAUCAACAUCGAGCAGCUCAACGAGAUCAUCAUGGGCAUGGAUCUCAGCGACCCUGCCACCGCCAUCGCGCAACUGCAGGCUGCGACCCACAUCGACCCCGCUACGCUCUUGCAGGCCGUCACACAGGCGCUGACUAGCGUCUUGGGCGGCGAGGACGAGGUCUAUGAUGCAGACCUGCUGGGCGAAGAUGGUACGCCUGUCCGACGGAAACGCGAGCGGUCGAAAAAGUCGACGCCGGCUACGCCUCAGCAAAAGCAGAAAUUGAAGGUGCUCAACCGUCUGCGCAAGAAGCGAUGGCGUCAAUUUAAUGACGAGAGAAACAAGGACAACGAUCUCAGAUGCCGUCUCUACCGCCGCGCGGACGCCAUCUUUGGCAAACUUCCAAGCGACGACAAGUCCCGCUGGAUCGAGACCGAAUUCCACGCCCGCCGCGAGAAGCGCAUCGCGCGAAUGCAGCGCGAGGCCGCGCGCAACUUUGGCAGCGGCGCGGGCGGCAUGGCUGGCGGUGCGCUGAGCGGGCUGUUUGGCCAGGCUGGGAUCGGAGAGGAGCUGCAGGCUGCGUUGGCGGAGAUUAUGGGGCGCGAGUCGGAUGUGGAGAAGUUUAAUAAUAUGCUUUUGCAGUUGGCGAGGGAUCCGAAUUUGAUUCGGAAUCUGACGAGUAUGCUUGAGGGUAUGGAUGGGGAGGAGGAAGAGCGGGCGCCGGGUGCGGGUGGGUUUGUUGAGGAAAUGCAGCAGCAGCAUGAGCAAAUGCAAGUGCAGGAUGCUGAGAAGGAGGUGGAUGCCUUGAGUCAUCACUUGGGCGAGGUAGAGCAGCAUGCAGAAGUUCAUGAGCCAUCUAUCGAUCCGAGCCUGGAACAUCUAGGUCAAGCUCCAGCAGCCGACAACCCCAUCACCAGCGACGAGACCAACAAUCACGCACAAGAAGUCGACGCAGCGCACGAAGAGCAUGGCACGGCCGGCGAACAACUAAUCACCCUACCAGACGGUCAACAGAUCGACAUGGCAGAAGCAAUGAAAGUGCUUGCGUCGAUGAACAUCGAUCUUGAAGCCGAGGGCGUGGACCAGACUGCUUUGUUGCAGGCCUUUAGCUCGUUGCUGGAGAAGCCCACGGAUGCGGCUGCAGAGGAGGAGCAGGUCGUCGACGCCGGUGCAGAUCUGUCGUCGCAUACUGUCACAAACAGUAAGCGUCCGCGAGAAGAUGCGGACGACGACGAUGUCGCUCGUCCUGCGCCUGCUUCGCGCUUAUCGACCCUCGAAGCAUACACCCUCGCAGUCGGCACCGCAGCACCUCCCCCUCUUCCCCGCCCCGGAGCCUACAUCCCCCCCUCCCCGAUCCCGCUCCCCCCUCGUCCGGCAAGCAAACUGCCCGACAUCCCACGCCCGUCCUUCUUCGGCGCGCCGCCGAAACCGGCAACGCCCGUCAGCGGCGCCGAGAGCGAGGACGAUCGGAUGAAGAAGAUUAAAGCGCUCGGGUUCCCGCCUGGUCCGGCGUCGCUCAAGCCGCCUUCGCCUGCGCUCUCUUUGACUGCGGCGAGAAUACCCGCGCUACCGCCGCCGUCGCUGAUGGCGUCUUCCACUGGACGGAAACAGUCUGCGGGGGAUGAACAUGAGGCUUUGAGUAGUCCGUUGGCUACAUCUACUCCUGUCGCAUCCGGAUCCGCUGCUGCUGCUGCUGAUGUCACGUCUGAUGCUGCUGCUACCACCCCCACAACCACUCCAGCAGCUCCACUCCCCGCAGCAGUCGACGUGCUAGAACAACACACCCCUCACCCCGCCGAAAUCACCGUCAGCGAAGUUCACUAA
This is a messenger RNA of Myxozyma melibiosi, 2979 nucleotides long. RefSeq lists its product as uncharacterized. The coding region runs from base 1 to 2979 and encodes 992 amino acids. The record is from RefSeq and is a predicted model, not a curated record. The transcript is spliced from 2 exons. NCBI's taxonomy places the organism in Eukaryota, Fungi, Ascomycota, Lipomycetes, Lipomycetales, Lipomycetaceae.